AUUGAAAUUUUGUUCAAUAUUUUUCAAAUACAGAAGUGAAGUAAUUUUAUUUAUUUAUGUCCAUAUGUUGACAAGAAAAAAAAAAUAACUACAAACAAAUAUUAAAAAUUAUUAAAGUAAACUAUUUUUAAUUGAUUUAAUAACCAUUUUUUUUUUUGUAAUUUUGUCAAAAUAUAAACGUGUUGAAUUCUAAUUAUUAAAGGAACAAAAAGAAGAACAAAAAAAAAGAGAAAAAAAGAUAAUACAUACCUCAACAUACACACCUAUCUACAUUUUAGAGAAAAAGUUAAUUUUAGAAAUUUUUUUGGUAUAAUAAUACUGCAAAAAGCAAAAGCUAGGCCAAAAAUAGAAUUUUGUAAUUAAAAUCGAAACAGUUUUUUUUUCUCGUAUAAUGAAUUUGAUUUUGUGUUUAAUAAGAAGUUUUCUUUUUAUAUUAUGAAAACGGAUAAAAUAUCUGUUGAAUAUAAAACAAAAUAUAUACAAACAUACAUAAUUUCAUAAAUAUACAACAAUACAUGUAAAAAAAAAAAAUACCAAAAUCUAAAAUAUUUAAAAAAAAAAAUAAAAAAGUGACAAAAAACAAAUCAUUUUAAUAUACUUAAUUGAUGAAAUAAAAUAAAAUAAAAAUUUAUGAAGUGCAUAAUUUAAAAGACAAAAAAAAAAAACAAAUUUUAAAAUGCUUCUUAAAUGCUCGAAUUCAGACAGAAAGGUGUUGAUAUCAUCUAAAGGUGGAGGAUCAAGUAGUACAAGUAGUAUUACUCGUGGAACAGGAAUGAGAAUGACCAUGUCAACGUCAUCCACAAUGACACCGCGUAUACACAGAAAGGGAAUGCGAAUCCCUUCUAAACGUCAUCCUGGUAAAAUAAUGCCAGGCAAAUUGCAUUCAAUAUCAAGAGUGGGACCAGGCAAAUUAGUACCAGGAAAGAAAAUUUUAAAUCGUCCGCAUCCGCCGCCUUGCGAUAAUUCAAAUGACAGUGGAUUUGGAUUCGAUCAACAUGUUGAACAUCAUCAUAAUUCUCACAGUUCGCAAUCAUUAAUGCGUCCAGCAACCCAAAGAUCUGGUUAUCAUGAUGAUGGUUUAAUUACAUCUGAUGGUUCAGAAGAUUUAGUGGGAAUUAAUACAGGUUCAUCUCUAUCUUCAUUAUCCUCAUCAUCAUCAUUAUCUUAUUCUUCUUCAUCUUCUUCAUUAUCAUCACCAUCAUCAAUAUCAUCUGCAUCAUCAUCGUCAUCGUUGUCAUCAUCAUCUUCAAUAAGUUCAAACAACAUAAAGUUACAAAAUCGUACAAAACGAAGGAAAUUGGGAACUGCUCCUGUUACAAUUAAUAUUGAUGAUAACGAAGAUGCUUGCAGCGAUGACACAUUUAUACAAAAAAUCACAAAUGCGGGCCUUACACAAGGUUCAAUAGUUACGACUACAACUCAAGUUGCCGCAAAAUAUUAUACUUCUACGGGGCAAAGAACAGUUAUAAGAUCUGGUAAAAGACCUCAACAAAUGCAACAGAAUACAUACACAACUUCAAAAGAUGGUUCAGUCCAAUUAGAAAUUGUAUCACAACCUGAACAGCAACAUCGUGCCAGAUAUCAAACAGAGGGAAGUCGUGGAGCAGUCAAAGAUCGGAGCGGUAAUGGAUUUCCGAUCGUAAAAUUAAUUGGUUACAAUAAACCAGCAACACUGCAAGUUUUUAUCGGAACCGAUGUCGGACGAAUUGCACCACAUAUGUUUUAUCAAGCAUGCAAAGUUGCUGGUAAAAAUUCAACUCCUUGUAAUGAAAAGAAACUUGAAGGCACAAUGAUUAUUGAGAUUGAUUUUAAACCCGAAAAUGACUUUACUAUCAAUUGUGAUUGUGUUGGAAUUUUGAAAGAGAGAAAUGUUGAUGUUGAACAUAGAUUUCCAGACCAGUCAGCGCAACGUAAUAAGAAAAAAUCCACCAGAUGUCGUAUGGUUUUCAGAACAAUUAUAACUUCAGAUGAUGGUAAAAAUGAAACUCUUCAAGUGUGCUCGCAGCCAAUAAUUUGUACUCAACCACCUGGAGUACCAGAAAUUUGCAAAAAAUCAUUAAUAUCCUGCCCCGUUGAAGGUGGCUUAGAAUUAUUCAUUAUUGGAAAAAAUUUUUUAAAGGAUACUGUUGUAAUAUUCAGAGAGGAUGACAAUGAACUAAGCCAACUUGCAUCUAUUUGGGAACAAAGAAUCGUUCCAGAUAAAGAAUAUUUACAGCAGACACAUUUGGUAUGUGUGGUACCACCAUAUUUUGAUCAAGAUCUUAUUGAACCGGUAACAGUGCAAAUAUCAGUAAUGUCAAGUGGCAAACAAAGUGAAAGUCAUAACUUUGUAUAUUUACCAAAAGGAAGACAUAAUAUGCUAACGGCUUCAACAACUUUAGGUACUAUUCAUGGGUCAAUUGCUGACUGUCAAGAUACGCAAUUUUCCGAUACAAAUACUGGAAUCGGAACCCAAAAUAAUGGUAAUAUAACCUGGCCGACAAAAUGUCUCAAUUCAAGUAUUGGAAAUUCAUUACUGGAAGCAAAGAAUGAGCAAAUCGACUCUGGUAUGAUGCCACCACCAGCUACCACAACUGUUCCGAUAGGCGUUCGACGUUCUUCAGUUAAUAAUCUAAUUACGGAGCACCAAAUAACUCAAAUACCAAAUUGCGCAAAUGUAACUAACAAUUGUCUCAAGACUGAAAUUAUUGAUGAAAACACACAAAAUUCAAUGUCGUGCGGUGAUUUAUGUUCAAAUGAUUCUACUAUAAUAGAGAGAUUUCCAGUGCAUAGUGAAAAUUCACUUGAUGGCGCUACUUCAAUUAAAGAUUUAACUCCAUACCCACGAUCUAUUCGAAAACAAAGUUUACAUAUUAUUGACAUGCCACAAUCUAUUGACAAUAGUAAUUUAUCAGGAUUUUCUGCUACAAGUUCUCCAACUGGACAAAAUGAUCAAGCACUUAAUCCUCUUUCGGCUGCUGUUGCUGAAUUGGUGAAGCAAGAAAAAAUGAAUGAAUUUGAGAACAGAAUCUUUACUGGAUCAUCUACCUCAGUUUCAGUCAGUGAACAGCAACAACAGCAAGAUCAACAAAAUAUGGUAAACCGAUUUCUAUCGAAUAUUUCCAAUUUAAAAAAUCAUCCAUCACAGUCGAAUCCAGUGAAUCCUAUUUUUAAUACACCAUCAGUAACUAAUAAUGUUGGAGCUGCAAGUUUAUUUUCUGAUAACACACUCUCAUCACAAUCUCAACAGCCAUCAGUAAUUUCACUAGAAACUACACCGACAACAGUAGCUUCAUUUGACAGACAACUUUCAAACGUUCUUAUGGGAAACAACAAUACUGCUUCGACAUUAAAUCAAAUUUUAAAUAUGGAACCACAACAAAUAAACAACCGCAACGCCAUAUCACCAUCUAAUUCUUCAUCAUCUCCUACAUCAUCAACGUCGUCGUCUUCAUCAUCUCCAAAUGGUGUGAGUCCUCCUAUUCAUCAUGAUGUUAUACUUAAUUCAGAACCAGCAGCUAACAUUAGUUUGGCAAAUUUAGGUUUAAUACCUGUGCAACAGAAUACCAGUACGUUGCAGCAAUUGGCUCAAGCUACAACACAACAAUCUUCACAAAUACCGACUGAAUUAAUAUUAAACACAACUGUAUCGCCAACUAUAAUGUGCCCACAAUCUCAAGACCCAAUGUUGAAUAGCCAGGCUACAAUAGCGAAUUCAAUUUUAAGUGAAAUGAGUGAAUUGUCAACUUCUAACACACAAGACGCUAUUUUAAAUAAUAUUAUAAUGCAGAGUAAUCCCACAACUACAGCCAAUAGUGUUGCAGCACAACAACAGCAACAACAACAGCAACAACAACAACAACAGCAGCAGCAACAGCAGCAACAACAACAACAGCAACAAGUUGCUGCAAAUUUCAUAACAUCGCAAGAAAGAAAUAUAAAUACUAGAACAAACAUAAAUACAAUUCUUAAUCAAAUGCUAAAUGAACAACAGCAAGUUCCACAUUUAAUAAAUAACAUAAGAACAAAUACACUGCCGAAUUCUCAAAUUUCCUCGAAUAAUGCGUCAAAUGUUCUCCAAACACAUACAGCUAACUUACAACAAGUUCAAUCACAACAACAAAUUACACAAAUGGAUAUAUGUUCAAAUCAGACACAAUCAAUUAACACACAUUUAAAUCAUUUUACAGAUGCGAAUCUGUUACAAAACCAAUUAACCACUGCCACUUCAGUUCCUCUGGUUGAUAUUUUGAUGGAUCGCCAUAAUUCAACCAAUUCAGGCACUGUAAAUUCAAAUAAUUUUUUACAUAAUAUGCAAAAGAAUCAACAAAUAAUACCAAAUAUUAUUUCAACAAAAAAUCAGGAAUCUCUAAUGCAAACUGUUUCAUUGAAUAAUUCUGGAACUAACUUAGAAAAAACUAAGAUAACGGAUGGUCAUGUUAAUCAAAUCACACCCAUUAAUGUUGAUACAAUGCAACCAAAUAUAGUUUCCCCAGCAGCUGUCACACCAGCAACUGCAACAACAAUUCCACAAGAUAUUGCAACUAUGUCAGUUCAAGAUUUGAUCAGUUAUAUCAAUCCAAGCACAUUCGAAUAAGUGUAAGAGAAAAACUUUAUAUCCGGUUAUCUUAUGGUCAGUAUUCUUCAGAAAGCAAAAUAACUUCACUAUUUAUUAGUGAAAAAUGCGAAAGGUCAAUGAAAAACCAGCAAAAAUAAAAACAAAACAUGAUUUUUAACAAAAGGUUUCAACGAUAAAGUGCAUUAAAUAUUAGAUUUAAGCAUAAAUAUUAUUUAUAAUAUAAGAUCUAUAUAUACAUAUUAAAAUAUAUAAAGAAUUUUAAUUAAUACAUAUUAUAUUGUAAAAAUGAGAAAAAAGGUUUCCAAUUACGAAUGUAAAAAAUUAUAUACAUAUUCAAGCGUAUACAUAGUUAUUGUAUCAAUGUAUAACAAUUACUUUAAGUCCGGAGAUUUUAAGGAAUUUCAUUUUACUAAACAUUUCAGAUACUUUUCAAUAUUAUUUGCGAUGGAAAUUAGAGUAGUACACGUGAUAUAAAACAAAAACUUUGAAAUUUAGUUCAUUCAUUAAUUUUGUUGCAUUUGUCAAUGAUUCAAAAAAUUCACUUAAAAAGUUAAUAAUAAUUAAUGUGGGAAUGUUUUCUAAAACAUUUUAAACUUAUGAUAAUCUUUAACUUACAAUUAAAAUUAUAUUUUUUAAAAUAUUAAUUUUUAUUUCUAAAUUUUUUUGUGUUUUUGUAUUAUGAGCAUAUUUCAUUAUGUAUUUGAACUGAAAUAAUUUAUCUUAAUUCUAAAAAU
Condylostylus longicornis is the source of this 5292-nucleotide messenger RNA. RefSeq names its product nuclear factor of activated T-cells 5-like. NCBI's taxonomy places the organism in Eukaryota, Metazoa, Arthropoda, Insecta, Diptera, Dolichopodidae. Gene Ontology annotation, molecular function: DNA-binding transcription factor activity, RNA polymerase II-specific; RNA polymerase II cis-regulatory region sequence-specific DNA binding; transcription factor binding. Gene Ontology annotation, biological process: regulation of transcription by RNA polymerase II. The record is from RefSeq and is a predicted model, not a curated record. The transcript is spliced from 14 exons. The coding region runs from base 677 to 4576 and encodes 1299 amino acids. Gene Ontology annotation, cellular component: transcription regulator complex.